AUGGUUAAAGUAAAACUGGAGCAGACAGAUGAGGCUGACACUUCCAUUAAAGUCGUCGAAAACGUGACUAUUAAGGACGAGGAGACUUAUGACGACAAGUUGUUAUUUAUUAACGCUAUAGCCAAACCAAUGGCAGGUAAGAAACUUGCCAAAAAAUGCUAUAAAUUGGUAAAGAAGGCCAUGAAACAUAAAACCUAUUUGCGGAAUGGACUUAAGGAUGUUCAAACGCGUCUACGCAAAGGUGAAACCGGCAUUUGCAUCUUUGCCGGAGAUGUGACACCCGUGGACAUUAUGUGUCACUUGCCUGCUGUUUGCGAGGAAAAGGGCAUUCCCUACACCUACACUCCAAGUCGUGCUGACCUCGGCGCAGCGAUGGGCGUCAAGCGGGGCACAGUUGCCCUACUCGUCCGCCAGAAUGAGGAAUACAAAGAUCUGUACGAUGAGGUCCGGGACGAAUUGGCAAAACUCAAUGUUCCAGUUUGAGCUUCUAAAAUAGUUUAGAUUUCUAAUUAAGAACUUUGUUAGUUAAGUUACAGAUUUUGAAAUAACAUUUAUAUAAACAAUUGUUCAUAUAGUAAAUGCUACUGUUCACAUGAAUAAACAUUGUAUUUGUAUCAUAUGA
This is a messenger RNA of Drosophila innubila, 622 nucleotides long. RefSeq names its product H/ACA ribonucleoprotein complex subunit 2-like protein (gene NHP2). The coding region runs from base 1 to 483 and encodes 160 amino acids. The record is from RefSeq and is a predicted model, not a curated record. Gene Ontology annotation, molecular function: box H/ACA snoRNA binding. Gene Ontology annotation, biological process: snRNA pseudouridine synthesis; rRNA pseudouridine synthesis. Gene Ontology annotation, cellular component: box H/ACA snoRNP complex. The transcript has 2 exons. NCBI's taxonomy places the organism in Eukaryota, Metazoa, Arthropoda, Insecta, Diptera, Drosophilidae.